Trichoplax adhaerens is the source of this 2019-nucleotide messenger RNA. RefSeq lists its product as uncharacterized. Gene Ontology annotation, cellular component: Golgi apparatus; membrane. The record is from RefSeq and is a predicted model, not a curated record. Gene Ontology annotation, molecular function: protein binding. Gene Ontology annotation, biological process: post-Golgi vesicle-mediated transport. The transcript has 9 exons. NCBI's taxonomy places the organism in Eukaryota, Metazoa, Placozoa, Uniplacotomia, Trichoplacea, Trichoplacidae. The coding region runs from base 1 to 2019 and encodes 672 amino acids.
AUGGCAACAUCAAGUUUUAGUAGACAAAGAUCUGCUGAUAAUGGGGCAUCCUUCCAGCGUUAUGAUCAAUUCCGUAAUACGAUUAUAUCAUCCAUGGCUAUUCAUAGUCUAUCACCUAUGCAGCUAAUAUUGAUAUCAAAGAGUGCCAAGCAAAUCUAUUACUCUUCAGAUGCUGGAACCACUUUCAGUAAUGCCGUCAAGCUUCCUUUUACGCCUUCUAAGAUAGUGUACUGUAAUGAUAAUUCAUCCUCCAAUUUACUUGGCUAUGAUGCCGUUACUACAACGCUUUAUCUAUCGAAAGACAAUGGUGCUACUUGGAACUUGUUAAGGAAAUCUGUUUCUAGUUCUUUCUUUUGGGCUUUGCCAACGUUCGAUUCUGAUCUUACGACUAUUUAUUAUGAAGUUCUACUUAAAGUUGGAUCUAAGACUGUAGCUAGAGUUAUAGCACAUAGUAUUUCAAAGGGAAUAAAAAGAAUAUUUGAUGCAUCGAUGGGAUAUACUGUAAAAGGCAGUUUGGUUGUCUCUAAUAAUUACAUAUUUAGCAUGAAAGUGAAAUCAUUUGUUAAUAGUACAGAAGAAUUGCUGUUAGUGUCCUAUAAGCGAAACAAAUUCAUACAUGCCAAAUUUCCAGUUCUCGACCUUCGCCGUGGAUUUUUACUUGUUUAUACCGACGAUAACGAGGUUGUUAUUGCUGUCAAUCAUGCUUUAAAUUUAACUAAUGUAUAUGUUUCCGAUGAAACUGGGGUAUAUUAUGGAUUGGCCAUCGAGCGUAUACGAACAUCGCACGAUUUUACCUGGUUAUUCGGUAGCCCGUCAGUUCAAUUUAGAAAAAUUUCUAGUAUGCCCGGAACUUACAUAGCUGCGCAACUGAGUAACGGAAGAUCUCCGAGGCCAGUAACUAAAAUAUCGUACGAUAAAGGAGCCAAAUGGCACCAUGUUGUAGCUCCCAAAAAGGAUCGUAAUGGAAAUUCUAUUAACUGUAUUGCCCCUUCAUGUUCAUUGCAUCUACAAUUUUACUCGCGUUACAGUUUCUACUCAAGUUCAACUUCACCUGGAUUGGUUAUUGGGUUUGGAAAUUGGGGAAGUUAUUUCGGUCAAAGGCUAUCCUCCAUGUUUAUAUCAGAUGAUGGUGGAUAUACAUGGAAAGAAAUGCCAUUUAGAAACGCCUAUUUUACUGCUUUAGAUCAUGGCUCAGUCAUUGUUGCAGCAGGUUAUGACGAGAUUGCUUCAGGAACUUUUAUUAGCUAUAGCUGUGACGGUGGUAGUAGUUGGAAAAAGUUAACAUUUUCUAACGAAAGAAUUAGAAUUACUGGACUCGUUGUGGAACCAGGAUUUACAUCAUUAUUCGCUACUGUUUAUGGUACUAAAGUAUCCAACGAAUGGGUAUUAGCUAGACUAAAUUUUACUAGUGUAUUGGCUCGAAGGUGUCAGGUCUCCGAUUAUCGAGUGUGGAUUCCACGAAAUCCGUAUACUUAUGCAAAUUGUACUGUUGGUGUAUUUAUGGCUUACCAUGUACGUAAGCCAGAAUCUUGCUGCUAUAACGGCCAAACUUUCGUUCGCCCAACAACUUCUACUCGAUGCCCCUGUUCACGAGAAGAUUUUGAAUGUAAUUAUGGAUUUAUACCAACAGCUCACGAUUGCUCAGUUGUUUCUGUUGAUCAGAAGGAAUGUGAUGAUGGCGCUAACUUUUAUUAUACUUCAAAAUAUCGUAAAAUUCCUGGUAAUCAAUGCAUAAGUGGUGUAGAAAACAAGCUAUUGGAAAAGAUCCGUUAUCCGUGUAGCAUAGCAUUCACUCCUGCACCGAACUCCAACGGAUCCAGUAUGGCAUUGGCUAUUGUUUUACCCGUUGCCGUUAUAGUUAUAGUACUCAUAGGGCUGGUAUACUGUAAAUAUCGAAGAACUAACGAACCCUUUCUCAGUGCAAUUCGGCUACGCAGAACAGUUAGUAAUCCCAUUGAAGCACUGGUGGAAGACGAUGCCUGCGAAGAAUAUAGUAGCAAGCCUUCUAGUGUAGUAUAA